AUGAACCGAAUAUUUGGACGCGGAAAGCCGAAGUCGCCUACUCCAAAUCUGUCGGACUGUAUCGGAAAUGUGGAUGCAAGAUCAGAGUCCAUGGAGAAGAAGAUUGGCAGACUAGACGUUGAGCUUGUGAAGUACAAAGAUCAGAUGAAGAAGAUGAGAGACGGGCCCUCGAAGAACAUGGUCAAACAGAAGGCUUUGAGAGUCCUGAAGCAGAAGAGAAUGUAUGAAGGUCAAAGAGAGCAGCUGGCUCAGCAGUCUUUCAACAUGGAGCAGACAAACUACACCAUCCAGACAUUAAAGGACACCAAAACAACCGUGGAGGCCAUGAAGAUCGGUGCAAAGGAAAUGAAAAGAGCUUACAAGGACGUCAAAGUUGAUCAAAUCGAUGAUCUACAGGACCAACUGGAGGACAUGAUGGAGGACGCCAGCGAGGUCCAAGAGGCGCUGAGCCGCAGCUACGGCACUCCAGAUAUAGACGAGGAUGAUCUUGAAGCAGAGCUGGACGCGCUGGGCGACGAGCUGCUGCUGGACGACGACAGCUCGUACCUGGACGACGCCUCGGCCUCCCCCUCCAUCCCCGAGGGAAUGCCCAGCGAUGCCAAGACAAACAAGGACGGCGUUCUGGUGGAUGAGUUCGGCCUGCCACAGAUUCCUGCCUCGUAAACAAGGGAUGGAUUAAAGCAACUGCACUUCAACUGAAAACACUUUUAUAAGAGUAACAUUUAUACAUGCAAAAGGUUUGACCUGAGAACACUACGAUUUUGAAGCCAUCCGUGUGUUGGGUUGUGUAUUUUUAACACUACCGUGCUAGCAUGUGGCCUUGUGUGACCUUUUUUUAAAAACAUGAUUCCCCUUUCGGUCGUUUUCGUCCUCCUGUCUAGCACUUAUCCAUCAGUCUCGUCCAUCACCAGUAUUACCAAGCUCAUUUUUAUUUGUCUUAAUUGUGUUCUUGUUUUGUGUGUUGUUCGGUCAUCACUGUUAUGUUUUAGUUUUGUCUUACAAGUGGAGAUUAUUCUAUUAUUUUAAACAUGCAAAUUAAAUUGUUUUAACUUAC
Messenger RNA from Trematomus bernacchii (emerald rockcod), 1054 nucleotides. RefSeq names its product charged multivesicular body protein 5a (gene chmp5a). The coding region runs from base 1 to 663 and encodes 220 amino acids. The transcript has 8 exons. Gene Ontology annotation, cellular component: multivesicular body. Lineage: Eukaryota; Metazoa; Chordata; Actinopteri; Perciformes; Nototheniidae. The record is from RefSeq and is a predicted model, not a curated record. Gene Ontology annotation, biological process: vesicle budding from membrane; late endosome to vacuole transport via multivesicular body sorting pathway.